Penicillium egyptiacum is the source of this 819-nucleotide messenger RNA. The record is from the annotation of a GenBank genome assembly. NCBI's taxonomy places the organism in Eukaryota, Fungi, Ascomycota, Eurotiomycetes, Eurotiales, Aspergillaceae.
AUGUCCACGUUCCAGAUAUUAUCGGAUUUACAUCUAGAGAAUCCUUCUGCCUACGAUGUGUUCAAGAUCUCCCCCAAAGCGCCAUACCUUGCCCUCCUUGGUGACAUAGGAGUUGUCAAGGACUCAGGCUUCAUCACAUUCAUCGAAACCCAGUUGCGCCAAUUCCAAAUAGUUUUCUUCCUGCUAGGGAACCAUGAGCCGUAUUUUUCGAACUGGGAGGAGACAAAGCAAGUCCUCCAUCAGUUCUCGGCGUCUGUUGAUCGUCGGCGUUCAACAGAACAAGAUGGACAUACAGAAACUAUGGGUUCUUUCGUCUUCUUGGAUCAGACUCGCUACGAUAUCUCACCAGACGUGACUGUCCUAGGGUGCACACUCUUCUCGCGAGUGAGCGAGGCCCAUAAGGAGCACGUCAGCUAUGGUCUUAAUGACUUUUACCACAUAAAGGACUGGACGGUUGACGACCACACAGCUGCUCACAAAGCAGAUUUGGGCUGGUUAAAUGGACAGGUUUCUCAUAUCACUACCUCUGAGCCUCAUCGCAAGAUCGUGGUUUUUACGCACCAUAGCCCAGUUACUCAAGAUCGGCGGGCACUUGAUCCAAGGCAUGAAAACAGCCCGCUGUCAUCGGGCUUUGCCAGCGAUCUCUCGGGCCAGGAGGCUUGGAAGAGUCCGCUAGUAAAAUUAUGGGCAUUUGGCCAUACGCACUUCAAUGUCAGUUACAUUGAGGAGGGUACCGACAAGAUGGUGGUCAGUAAUCAGCGCGGCUAUUACUUUUCUCAGGCACAGGGAUUUGACGGCAAGCUAGUAGUUAAACUAUGA